AUAAAGCAAGUGGCUAACCUCUUCCUAUAUAAAUUUCUUUUAGGAUAUGCACAAAUCUGAGUUAUAUAAUCGUCUAUGAUCAUAUAUAUCUGUGUAUCAAUUUUCUCUCAACAUCCUAGGUUUGCUGCUGUAAACAUCUGAUCAGAGUUCAUAUAUAUGGCGAAUAAACUGAAUAUAAGGCUAGGAGAACCAACUCUGGUGCCACCAGCAGAAGAAACGGAAAAGGGUCUUUACUACUUCCUUUCAAACCUUGACCAGAACAUAGCACAUCCAGUUCGAACGGUUUACUUUUAUAAUAAGUCUGCAUGUAGAGGGAACGAGGAAGCAGCACAAGUAAUAAAGGAUGCUUUGUCGAAGGUUCUUGUUCACUAUUACCCUAUGGCUGGAAGAUUGGCCAUAAGUUCAGAAGGGAAACUGAUCAUAGAGUGCACAGGUGAGGGUGUUGUGUUUGUUGAGGCUGAAGAAGCAAACUGUGUGAUAAAGGACUUGGGAGAUUUGACAAAACAACCUGACCUUGAAACUCUUGGAAAACUGGUUUAUGAUAUCCCCGGUGCAACCAACAUGCUUCAGAUACCUCCUUUGCUAAUUCAGGUGACAAAGUUCAAAUGUGGUGGAUUUGUUUUGGGCGUAAACGUGAACCAUUGCAUGGUUGAUGGUAUAAGUGCUAUGCAAUUCGUGAACGCAUGGGGUGAGACAGCCAGAGGCAUGGACUUGAGCAUUUCACCAGUUCUGGACCGAACUAUACUAAGAACACGAAAUCCUCCAAAGAUAGAGUAUCCACACCACGAAUUCGACGAAAUUGAAGAUGUAUCAAAUGUCACAAAAGUCUAUGAGGAAGAGAUCCUCUACGAGUCCUUUUGUUUCGACCCAGAUAAGCUUGAGUUGCUUAAGAAAAUGGCCACAUCAGAAGAUGGUGUUGUAAAGAAGUGCUCUACUUUUGAAGCACUUACAGCUUUUGUGUGGAGAGCUAGAAGUGAAGCCUUAGGGAUGCACAUGGACCCUAAUCAACAAACCAAGCUACUUUUUGCUGUUGAUGGAAGGUCUAAAUUCGUGCCUCCAAUACCAAAGGGGUACUUUGGCAAUGCUAUUGUGUUUUCAAAUGCUCUAUGCAAGGUAGAGGAGUUAGUGAAUAAUCCACUGUCAUUUAGUGUGGGAUUGGUUGGCAAAGCAAUUGACAUGGUGACAGACAGUUACAUGAGAUCUGCUAUUGACUAUUUUGAAGUGAAAAGAUCAAGGCCUUCCUUAACUGCAACACUUUUGAUCACAACAUGGACUAGGAUACCUUUCCGAAGUGCAGAUUUCGGAUGGGGGAAGCCCUUCUUUUUUGGGCCUGUAACUUUGCCAGGGAAGGAAGUCAUUUUGUUCUUGUCUCAUAACGAAGAAAGUAAAAGCAUAAACGUGCUCCUAGGUUUGCCUGCUUCUGCCAUGAAAAGGUUUGAAAGGCUGAUGGAGAUAUGAAUGCUGAUCACAACAGUCUUAAUUAAUUCCCUUCAUUAAUAAUGUCGUAAGUAAGGCCUGCGUUUUGCUUCAAAUUGUUUUAUUGUAAUUGAAGAAUGUUUAAUUGGAAGGAACAGUUUAUUACAACCGCAAGAACAUUACUUUAUGGGUGACCAUUUAUAGGUUAUAUUUUUUUACAUGAAGGUCGUUGGGGUGCAUGAUACUAGUAUGGAAAUAAUUUAUAUAAAUGACAUGUAAUAAAGGAAGAUCCCUCUAUCCCUCAUUUUGAUCAUUGAAUUAUUGGUUAGCAACUA
This is a messenger RNA of Glycine soja, 1751 nucleotides long. RefSeq names its product omega-hydroxypalmitate O-feruloyl transferase-like. Bases 157 to 1458 code for a protein of 433 amino acids. Lineage: Eukaryota; Viridiplantae; Streptophyta; Magnoliopsida; Fabales; Fabaceae. The transcript is spliced from 3 exons. The record is from RefSeq and is a predicted model, not a curated record. Gene Ontology annotation, molecular function: acyltransferase activity, transferring groups other than amino-acyl groups.